Bombina bombina (fire-bellied toad) is the source of this 1231-nucleotide messenger RNA. Its product is annotated as putative protein FAM172B. Gene Ontology annotation, biological process: regulatory ncRNA-mediated heterochromatin formation. Lineage: Eukaryota; Metazoa; Chordata; Amphibia; Anura; Bombinatoridae. The coding region runs from base 1 to 1071 and encodes 356 amino acids. The record is from RefSeq and is a predicted model, not a curated record. The transcript has a single exon. Gene Ontology annotation, cellular component: nucleus. Gene Ontology annotation, molecular function: siRNA binding.
AUGGAAGAACUGAUGAAGUUUGAAGCCUUUCUUGAAUCAUCUAAAAGCUUUGAAGAUUUGCAGUAUUAUUUCAAUGAAAGGGGAGAGUUAAGGCAUAUGAUAACCCAAAAACCCUUUAUCUAUAACUAUUACAAAAAUGAACAUGACAGGAAUCACAAACGUUACCAGAUUCUUGGAAAUUUUAUUACUCUUUAUGUGUAUGAACUUCUAGAGAAAAAUUGCAACCUUGAAAGAAUUACAAUUCCAGUUGAUGCUAAAGAUGAUGAACCAAAAUCUUUCUUUUUCAUGAACAAGGAAGUCUUGAGUAAGCAGACAAGCCUUAUUGUUCUUCUUCAAGACAGUGGGGUUAUUCGAGCUGGACAAUGGGGGCAGAAGAUAAUAUAUCAUCAUUCUCUGGAAAAAGGAACACAGAUUCCAUACAUCAAAAUGGCAUUAAGGGACCAUGGAUCUGUAAUCGUUUUGAAUCCAAAUGAUAAUUAUGUUGAGAUGAAACAAGAGGAGCUGCAAAGAAUAGUGAAAAAGGAAGACGAUCUUUGUUUUCUAGAGACAUGUAACACAAAUGAUAUACUUAAAGCAAAUAGGCUUCUUAUUCCAAAAAGAUGUUGUAGCUCUCCAGAGGAGCACACUGCUUAUGUUUGGGACCAUUUUAUUUCAAAAACUGCAGCAAAGAAUUUGGUAUUUAUUGCACAUGGUUAUGGAGGGUUAGUUUUUCUGGAUCUGUUAUGUAAAAAAGGUAAGGAAGUUAUGGACAAAGUAAAUGCAGUAGCAUUCAUAGAUUCAAGGCACCAUGGUCCACAUCAAGCAACAACAGAUCCUGAAAUACAGAGCUGGCUGCGUGCGAAUUGUAGGAGUUGGGUAGUUAACGCCAAGCUUUUAGAUAGACCUACAGGUUCAUUAAUGAAGCUAGACUGCCCUAAAGUAUCUGCUGGAACUGAAAACCAUGAACUGGCUCCUUAUUGCACCCUCCAGUCUGUAUUUAGAUUUAUCAGCAGGUCCUCCAGUAAUAAGAGAAAAGCAGUAACCACCCCAAGAACAAUUGUAACCAGAAGCUCUUCAAGAAAAAAAUGUUAAGAUACAAGCUACUUAUUCCAAUUGUUCUACCAAGCCAAAUAUGAGCGCAGUUUCCAGUAUCUGGUUUUGUUUAGCCUUUUUCUGUAAUUGCUUUGUUUACAGUCGCAAGCACCCAAUUGAAGCUGUCUGUAUUUCACUAAAAUUUCAUUACAAAAGCAAA